AUGCCCAACGCUACGAGUCAGAGUCAAAUAGCCGGAGCUCCAACUUCGACGUUGUCGCUCGGAAAUAUUUCGAGUUUCACAACCACUGAAACACUCGUAUCGCCCGCAUCAUCAACUCAAUUGGCUCUAGAAUCCCAAACCAAUGACACUGUACUAUCCGCAAUUCCUACAGUGACAACGGCAGUUUAUGGCUCUGUUAUAGACGCAUUCGACGUUGCACUAGCAAUGUAUGUUGCACCCAGCGCUCUCCCCUUACGCGAUUCUGGAACCCUAGCCGUCGACGGGGAGUAUGUCGAGCCCUUCACUGGUUCCCUGGGGGGUACCAAGCUACUAUUUUAUAGAGGUAACUACCUCAAUAUAACCGGCAAAGGUUACUUUCAAGUCCGCUGGGAGGUUGCGUGGUUCAAUACAUACGGCGCACUGAUUCUUCCAACAUGGACUGGCCUCACAGGAAAAUUAUUCUAUGUCGCCUCUGGAGGUGGAAGGAGAAUGGAUGAUGCACAUGAUCCUACGACUAAUCCUAACUCAACUUGGAUGGGGCCCUUAACGAAUAGAACGACGCUGCCAGAGGGAUACCAACAGAUGUGGCAGAACGAGUUUUAUUAUCUGGACGGCAAGGUAUCGUUGACAAACCAUGAGAGUGGGGCGGAUUAUAAUCUUGCAAACAGAACUUGGCAGCAGGUUGUGGACGAUAUUAACCAAAAGCCUGAUAAUUUGACUAUCAAGCGUUACGGUCUUGUGAGGGAUACGGGAGACGAUGAUACCCCCGUUCCACAGUUCACUACCAACUUGGUGACUUUUAAUAUUUCUGAGGUGCCUAUGGACUCUGAUGUUGUCCUUAUCUAG
This is a messenger RNA of Morchella sextelata, 846 nucleotides long. RefSeq lists its product as uncharacterized. Lineage: Eukaryota; Fungi; Ascomycota; Pezizomycetes; Pezizales; Morchellaceae. Bases 1 to 846 code for a protein of 281 amino acids. The record is from RefSeq and is a predicted model, not a curated record. The transcript is spliced from 3 exons.